GAUGGCCCUCGAGGACGUCAACAGCCGAAGGGACAUUCUGCCCGACUACGAGCUGCGCCGCGACCACCGCGGCAGCGAGUGUGAACCUGGUGUGGCAACCAAAUUUCUCUAUGAGCUCCUGUACAAUGACCCCAUCAAGAUCAUCCUUAUGCCUGGCUGCAGCAGUGUUUCCACCUUGGUGGCCGAGGCUGCACGCAUGUGGAAUCUCAUUGUGUUGUCCUAUGGCUCCAGCUCGCCAGCCCUUUCCAACCGCCAGCGUUUCCCCACUUUUUUCCGCACGCACCCAUCAGCCACACUGCACAAUCCCACCCGUGUGCAGCUCUUCAAGAAAUGGAGCUGGACUAAGAUUGCUACCAUACAACAGACCACAGAGGUGUUUACAUCGACUUUGGAUGAUCUGGAAGAGCGAGUCAAAGAGGCUGGCAUUGAAAUAACUUUUCGCCAGAGCUUCUUCUCUGAUCCUGCUGUGCCCGUCAAGAAUCUCAAGCGCCAGGAUGCUCGCAUCAUUGUUGGGCUGUUUUACGAGACCGAGGCACGAAAGGUUUUCUGCGAGGUAUAUAAGGAGCGUUUGUUUGGGAAGAAAUAUGUCUGGUUCCUGAUUGGCUGGUAUGCUGAUAACUGGUUCCGCAUCAAGGACGCGAACAUUAACUGCACCGAGGAAGAGAUGAGGGAGGCGGUGGAGGGACACAUCACCACAGAGAUUGUCAUGCUGAACCCAGAAAACACGCGCAGCAUCUCUAAUAUGACAUCACAGGAAUUCAUUGAGAAACUGACAAAGCGCGUAGAGAAAUCUCCAGAAGAGACUGGGGGUUUCCAAGAAGCUCCGUUGGCUUAUGAUGCCAUCUGGGCACUGGCUCUUGCAUUGAACAAGACCUCAGCUGAGCUGGUAAAGAAGGGGCUACGUCUUGAAGACUUCAAUUACAACAACCGGACCAUUACAGAUGAGAUCUACCGGGCACUCAACUCUUCAGCCUUUGAGGGAGUCUCGGGACAUGUGGUCUUUGAUGCCAGUGGCUCUCGGAUGGCUUGGACCCUCAUUGAGCAGCUUCAGGAUGGUGUCUAUAAGAAGAUUGGCUAUUAUGACAGCACCAAGGAUAACCUCUCCUGGUAUAACAAUGAGAAAUGGAUUGGUGGUGUCCCACCAGCUGACUAUACAAAGGUCAUCAUCACCUUCCGGUACCUCUCCCAGAAGCUCUUCAUUUCUGUUUCAGUGCUCUCAAGUCUGGGUAUCCUGCUGGCCAUCAUUUGCUUGGCCUUCAACAUCUACAAUGGGCAUGUCAGAUACAUCCAGAACUCUCAGCCCUAUCUCAACAAUAUGACAGCUGUGGGCUGUGCAUUGGCCCAAGCAGCUGUCUUCCCACUCGGGUUGGAUGGCCUUCACAUCAGCAGAGACCUCUUCCCUUUCGUUUGCCAGGCUCGGCUUUGGCUCCUGGGUUUGGGUUUUAGCUUGGGCUAUGGCAGCAUGUUCACCAAGAUCUGGUGGGUACAUACUGUCUUCACUAAGAAGGAAGAGAAGAAAGAACGACGGAAGACUCUGGAACCCUGGAAACUCUAUGCCACUGUUGGAUUACUGGUUGGGCUUGAUUUUGUCAUCCUGGCUAUUUGGCAAAUAGUUAACCCAUUGAAACGCACAACAGAGGAAUUUACCAAAGAGGAGCCUAAAAGUGACAUUGAUGUGCUGAUCCUACCCAAGCUGGAGCACUGCAGUUCCGAAAAGAUGAACACCUGGCUGGGUAUCUUCUAUGGCUUCAAGGGGCUGCUACUGCUUUUAGGCAUCUUCCUUGCCUAUGAGACAAAAGGAGUCUCCACAGAGAAGAUCAAUGACCACCGAGCUGUGGGCAUGGCAAUCUAUAACGUGGCUGUGCUAUGUCUUAUCACGGCCCCGGUCACCAUGAUCCUCAGCAGUCAACAGGAUGCUGCCUUUGCCUUUGCCUCACUUGCCAUUGUCUUCUCCUCUUACAUCACACUGGUUGUGCUCUUUGUGCCCAAGAUGCGGCGCCUCAUCACCCGGGGGGAAUGGCAGUCCGAGCAGCAGGACACCAUGAAGACUGGCUCCUCCACCAACAACAAUGAGGAGGAGAAAUCACGGAUGCUGGAGAAGGAGAACCGUGAACUGGAGAAGAUCAUUGCCGAGAAAGAAGAGCGUGUCUCAGAGCUCCAGCAGCAGCUGAAAGAGCGACAGGAACUGCGAUCCCGGCGGCGCUCCUCCAACUGUGCGGCUGACAACCAUUUCAACAACUCGGCUUCAGCUUCAGCAGCCACUGGCCCCAACCUGUACCAGCCCAGCCUGCCCCUAGUCCGUUGCCUGGUGGCUGAGCAGGCUGACAAGCUGGGACGCAACAACUGUGAUGGGAGCCGGGUCCACCUGCUCUACAAGUGAAGGACCUUGCAGACACCUGGGGAGGGGGAGAGUGGGGACCUGCCUGGGUAGCUGGGGAGUGGGCACCUGGUGGGUAGGGACUCUGUACAGCUGGCUGGGAAGGGGUUUUUUUUUCCAGAAGAAAGAAAGGAAAAGGAAUCAUAAUCCCUAGUCCUUGUAACAUAUCUUCAUGUCUGUCCACCUGCCUCCCCUGGAGCCUGGAAUCCAGGUGGAAACUCUGGAGACUUAUUUUAGAAGUAGGGAAUCCCAGGGAUACCCACAUCUACACUUUCCCCCAUACACACACAUCUCACUACUCUUCAAGUGUUACUACCUGGAAGGGGAGCAACUGGAAUGUGGCCGUUACAAGACAAAACUCUCCAUCUGUGUGUGUGUCUGCAUGCCAUGUAUGCUUGCAGGAAUGUGAGGGGGAGAGGAAAUACAGAGGGAAGGGAGCAUUGAAAACUUGUGCAGUUUUUGCUCCUGUGUAAACUUACCUAGAUACAGAUCCUGGUAGCUACAGCAUACAGGGAUACCAAUUUUGUGUCCAAUUGAGUUGUGAUGUGGCAAUUGUAUUGCAUUACUGAUAGUCAUACCAUAGUUCACAAGAUCUUAUUUACAAUACUUUUUUUUUUCCCUGUUUGCUGCAGCCUGAUAGUUUGCAAAAAUAGUCUUUGAAAGGGUCAGUUUAUUCCAAGCCAGUCUGUAGCACAGUCUUCCUGCAGCAGAUAGUUGAGUCUUCUAAGCAUUUUGGUAUGAAAGAAUUUGUUUCACGUAGCCCCAAAGAGUUCCAUACUGUUGGACUGGAAUGCAUUAUGUACAUUCGUUAUCGAAAGCAAUUAACUAGUUUCCCGGUCCGAUUCUGGCUGCCAGUACAAGUAACCACACACCACCACCACCUGGCUGGCUGUGCCUAUAACCAUAUGGUACAUCAUAACCAGGUCUCACUUUAACCUCUGCCAGCAUUCCUGUACAAUCAUGGGACAGUGUGCAGUCACAGCUGGGCCAUAUCUAUGUAAAGGUGAAGAGUGAUGCAAGGAUGGAGGUGAAGGUUUAGAGUUAAAGGGGAAAAUUGUAAAGGUGAAGAUGGAGCCCUUACUCAGACAUGUGGGACACUGCUAGAGACAGGAGAGGAAACAUACCAGGUGACUUCCUUGUCCAGAUGGUAAUUAAUCACAGGCUACACCUUGCAAAUCAUCUUGCAGUAGAGUUCUUAAGAAAGCAAGCACCGUUACUUGGAUAAUAAGAGGUGGGCAUUGCCAGAUGUGAGGUUAGCUUGGAGUUCUUUCUACAAAUAUUGGAGUUCUCAUUCAGCAACAACUGCUCUCGCUUGGAAGUGUGUCCUCCUUUUGAGAGUGGGUCAUGGAGAAUUUCUAGGCCAUGUUCAGCUGCUGCUAUUGCCUUCAUCUGGGCUCAUCUACACAAGGAAUGUAGGGGGCUGGAGCUACAGUGAAGUCAAGGAUUGGCUAGGUUGCUGAUGAACAUUAGGGAACUGAUGAACUUAUGCACCUCUGCUUGUAUAAUGCACACUUGUGCUAGGUCCUCCCCACACAUUUUCCAUUUGGAGCACUUUAUUGUCCCAGCAGAUACGGCAAGCAGUGGGUGCUGCCUAGGGGGUGAGGGAAGCCCAGAUGCCUGCCAGACUUUUCCCACCCAGUAUACAAUGUUCUUUAGUAAAAUUACACCAUAUGAAA
This is a messenger RNA of Python bivittatus (Burmese python), 4053 nucleotides long. It is a transcript of the gene GABBR1, whose product is annotated as gamma-aminobutyric acid type B receptor subunit 1. Gene Ontology annotation, biological process: gamma-aminobutyric acid signaling pathway; G protein-coupled receptor signaling pathway. Lineage: Eukaryota; Metazoa; Chordata; Lepidosauria; Squamata; Pythonidae. Gene Ontology annotation, cellular component: G protein-coupled receptor heterodimeric complex; membrane. Gene Ontology annotation, molecular function: G protein-coupled GABA receptor activity. The record is from RefSeq and is a predicted model, not a curated record.